Coffea eugenioides is the source of this 1804-nucleotide messenger RNA. RefSeq lists its product as uncharacterized. The transcript has a single exon. The coding region runs from base 345 to 1499 and encodes 384 amino acids. Lineage: Eukaryota; Viridiplantae; Streptophyta; Magnoliopsida; Gentianales; Rubiaceae. The record is from RefSeq and is a predicted model, not a curated record.
UUACAAAUACGGCUUGUCAUGAAGUUCCCUUUCCACCCACCACCCCUUACUUAGCUUUAGCUUUAUUCUUCUUCCACGUCCAGACGCCCCACCCCUCCCCUCCCCUCCCCCGAUAGUCAGUCCCACCAGCCUUGGCUCGUCCUUUACAUUCUUCCUCACCUUUCAUCAUUCAUUACCUUCCUCCUCCAACAUUAUAGCAGUACUCCAACUCCAUCUCCGUCUAUCUGGAAAGAAAGACUAGCUCCUAAAGAGGCAACAGAGGAUUGCAGCACAACCCCCUCAUGAUCGACAACAACAGCCACCGCCUUCCUUAAUGCGCUAUUAAUAUAUACUCCCUCAACAAGAUGGCCAGCUUACGCCCUCUCUUGUCCAACUUGCUCUACCUUCUCCUCCUGCUCCUCCUCCACCUUGGCUGCUUCAUCUUCAACACCUCCUCCUCCUCUCACCGCCAAUCCAAAAAGCGGAAGCUAUCUGACACCCCAGUACCCCCUUCUCCACCAGCUUCUCGUCUCAAGUUCACGCCUUCUAAGGCUCUCUCCUCCUCUUGGUCGUUCCUCAAACGCGCCUUCUGCUCCAAGCCUGCCACCCCAACAUCAUCAUCAGCCGCCAUCCCCAUCCUCUCACCUUCCUCCUCUACGAGAUCCUUAACACAACCCGUUACCGCCAUCCAUCUCGGCUCAUCCGACACCCUCCUCCCGGACCACCAGACUAGUAUCCGACCCGUUUCCGAAUCCGAUAUCUCCUCCGACCAACCCUUCUUCCCUCUCCGGAACAACAUCUACCCUUGCCCAAUUUGCGGCGAAAUCUUCCACAAGUACCCCAGCCUCCUCGAACAGCAUCAGUCCGUGAAGCACGCGGUUUCGGAGCUCGUUGACGGGGAUACGGGUAAGAACAUCGUCAACAUCAUCUUCAGAACGGGUUGGCCCGGAAUGGCGAAGAGCCCGGCCGUCCAUCGGAUCCUGAAGAUUCACUGCGGUCCCAAGAUACUGAUGAGGUUCGAGGAGUACAGGGAAUGCGUGAUGUCAGCAGCAGCGGGGAACGGCGGCGUCAGGAGGCGGGACGAGAGGUGUAUCGCUGACGGGAACGAGCUGUUGAGGUUUCACUGCACGACGUUCUUGUGUGAGCUGGGGCAAAAUGGCAAUUCCAGCUUGUGCAAUCAUCAGUACUGCAGCGUGUGCGGGAUCAUAGCAAGCGGGUUCUCGCCCAAGAUGGACGGAAUCUCCACGCUUUCCACCAGUUGGAGGGCGCACGCGUCCAUCCCCGAGGACAUGGAGGAGGAGUUCAAGUACUUGCGCGUGAAGCGGGCCAUGCUGGUCUGCCGGGUCAUUGCGGGUCGGAUAGGAUGCGACCCGGAAGACGCGGAUAAGCUGGAUCCCGGGUUCGACUCACUGGUGGGCAGGGAGAAUGGGGUGCCCGCUAGACUGGACGAAGAGGAUGAGUUGUUGGUUUUUAAUCCGAGGGCGGUGCUUCCUUGUUUCGUGAUAGUCUAUACUGUGUAAUUUUGAUCCCAUGCGGGUGUGAGCUUUGUAAUCAGUGCUUGAAUUAGUGUGGACUGUCUGUGACAGAUUUUUAUAUGUUCUUGUGGUUAGUGCUGAUUGUGCUCUUUUAGUUUAGCAGUAUCAGUUAGAGAAAUCAAAGUAGUUAUGCGUAGGACGGGGACAGACCAAAUUUGACCUUUAACUGGUAUUGAUUUAAGCACCCUAUAUGGCUAUGGCUAUGGCUAUGGCUAUGGAGAUGGCUAGCUUUCAUCCAAACCUGAAAGUUGUUGCAUGAUGAUUGAGAAGACUGAAGAGGGAUGCUAGUA